Messenger RNA from Vigna umbellata (rice bean), 2916 nucleotides. The record is from RefSeq and is a predicted model, not a curated record. NCBI's taxonomy places the organism in Eukaryota, Viridiplantae, Streptophyta, Magnoliopsida, Fabales, Fabaceae.
CCUCUGUUGACUAUCACUGCCCACUGACAGUUUUUUUAUUCUUUUGUCAGAGGACUACACGGAAGAGCUUGCCGUCGCACACAUUCGGCGACUCCUUGACAUCGUGGCCUGCACCACCUCCUUUGCCUCCGCCACAAAACCUCCCGCCUGCAAGUCCAAAGACCCCACCGAACCGGGUUCAGAAAAUGGAUCGGAAACAAGCCCAAGAGUCAAACCCGUGGAUCCGAAUUCGGAUUCGGGCAAUGCCAAAACCGACAAAGUGGACGGUGACAUCUCCAUGUGUCCACCUCCCAGGCUUGGACAGUUCUACGAUUUCUUUUCGUUUUCUCACCUUACGCCGCCGUUUCAAUACAUACGGAAAUCAAAUCGACCUUUCCUUGAGGAGAAAACAGAAGAUGAUUUCUUUCAGAUUGAUGUUAGAGUUUGUAGUGGAAAACCUACUACAAUUGUUGCUUCUAGAAUAGGAUUCUAUCCUGCUGGAAAACAUCCACUUGUGAGUCAUACAUUGGUGGGUCUGCUUCAGCAGAUAAGCAGGGUUUUUGAUGCUGCUUACAAGGCACUUAUGAAGGCGUUCACGGAACACAACAAAUUUGGUAAUCUUCCUUACGGUUUUCGUGAAAACACAUGGGUUGUUCCUCCGGUUGUUUCUGAUAAUUCAUCCAUCUUUCCACCACUUCCCGUGGAAGAUGAAACUUGGGGAGGAAAUGGGGGUGGACAAGGCAGAGGUUGUAAUCACGAAAAUAGACAGUGGGCGAGAGACUUUGCAAUUCUAGCUGCAAUGCCAUGUCAAACUGCAGAGGAGAGACAGAUUCGGGAUAGGAAAGCUUUUCUACUUCAUAGUUUAUUUGUUGAUGUAUCAGUCUUCAAAGCUGUUUCUGCUAUAAAAAAUUUAGUGGAUAUUAAGCAAAACUCUUCUUUGCCAACUUCGUAUGAAGAAAGUAUUGGGGAUUUAACUAUUAAAGUAACAAGAGAUGUUUCCGACGCUAGUUUGAAGUUGGAUUGCAAAAAUGAUGGAAAUCGAGUUCUUGGAUUGUCUGAAGAAGAACUAGCUCAAAGAAACCUUCUCAAAGGCAUAACUGCUGAUGAGAGUGCAACUGUUCAUGAUACUCCUACUCUAGGUGCAGUACUUAUAAAACACUGUGGCUACACAGCUGUUGUAAAGGUCUCCGCUGACAGAGAUUUGGAGGGGAGUCCUAAUUCGUCAGAAAUUGAUGUUGAAGAGCAGCCUGAAGGAGGUGCAAACGCAUUGAAUGUUAACAGCUUACGGAUGAUAUUGCAUAGGCCAUCUACACUCCAACCAUCAAAUGCAAGUCAACGAAUCCAAGGCACAGACAUUGAAUAUUCACGUUCAACUCAAUCAUUGGUAAGGAAAGUCCUAGAAGAAAGUUUACAAAAAUUGAAGGAAGAAACCACUAGACACAGAAAAUCUAUCAGAUGGGAGCUUGGGGCAUGUUGGGUACAACAUUUACAAAAUCAAGCUACUGGGAAAACUGAGCCAAAAAAGGAAGAAGAGGCUAAGUUUGAGCCAGCUGUUAAAGGUCUUGGGAGGCAAGGUGGAUUACUAAAGGAAUUAAAGAAAAAAAUUGAUAACAAAAACUCCAAAGUUGAAGUAGGAAAGGAUAUUUCCCCAUCUAAUAAUGACAAUGACAUAAACAAGCAAGAAGCCACGAAACAGGAAUUAGAGAGACAAGGGGAAGAAAAGGAAACUAUAUGGAGAAAGCUACUUUCUGAAGCUGCAUUUACACGUCUUAAAGAAUCUAAAACUGAUCUUCAUCUGAAGUCACCUGAUGAAUUGAUGGAGAUGGCACAUAAAUAUUAUGUUGAUACUGCACUUCCAAAGCUGGUGGCAGAUUUUGCGUCCCUUGAACUCUCACCUGUUGAUGGAAGGACGUUGACUGAUUUCAUGCAUACUAGGGGCUUGCAAAUGUCUUCCUUAGGCCAAGUGGUUGAGCUUUCAGAUAAACUCCCUCAUGUGCAAUCUCUAUGUAUACAUGAGAUGGUUGUUCGAGCCUACAAGCAUAUCUUACAAGCAGUUGUUGCUGCAGUUGAUAAUGUUUCUGAAUUGGCUCCAUCUAUUGCAUCAUGCCUAAAUAUAUUGUUGGGAACACCAACAUCUGAAACUAGUGAUGAAGAUAUUAUUACUAGUUAUGAACUGAAAUGGAAAUGGGUAGAAAACUUUCUUCUGAAGAGGUUUGGAUGGCAAUGGAAGGAUGAAAAUGGUCAAGAUUUAAGAAAGUUUGCCAUUCUUCGGGGACUCUGCCAUAAGGUGGGGCUUGAACUGGUUCCUAGGGACUAUGAUAUAGAUACAUCAUGUCCUUUUAGAAAGACGGAUAUUGUAAGCAUGGUCCCCAUAUAUAAGCAUGUAGCUUGCUCAUCUGCUGAUGGCCGCACACUUUUGGAAUCAUCCAAGACUUCCUUGGAUAAAGGUAAAUUGGAGGAUGCUGUCAAUUAUGGCACAAAGGCACUCUCAAAAUUAGUGUCGGUAUGUGGGCCUUACCAUAGAAUGACAGCAGGAGCAUAUAGUCUCUUGGCUGUUGUGCUGUACCAUACUGGAGAUUUCAAUCAGGCAACUAUUUAUCAGCAAAAGGCACUAGAUAUUAACGAAAGAGAGCUUGGACUGGACCAUCCUGAUACGAUGAAAAGUUAUGGGGAUCUUGCUGUUUUCUAUUAUCGACUCCAACAUACGGAAUUGGCUUUAAAGUAUGUUAAUCGUGCUUUGUAUCUUCUGCACUUAACUUGCGGACCUUCACAUCCAAACACGGCUGCCACCUACAUUAACGUAGCAAUGAUGGAAGAAGGAUUAGGGAAUGUCCAUGUUGCUCUCAGAUACCUUCAUGAGGCUUUAAAAUGUAACAAAAGAUUACUUGGAGCUGAUCAUAUUCAGGUUCUCCCUUAUUCCUUGCACGAACCUUACAG